AAGGCUGGUUUACUGGCGCGGAGUUUUUACGUCAAAUCUAGUAUCGCAAUGGCAGCCCAUUCCAGUGAGCUUGAAAUAGCAAAGAAAAAUUUAACUGAAGUAAUUGGUGAUAAUGUUAAGCAUUAUUGGGCGAACUUGAAACUAUGGUUCAAACAGAAGAUAAGUAAGGAGGAGUUCGACAUUGAAGCACGUCGUCUCCUGGCACAAGAAAACGUCCAUGUUCAUAAUGACUUCCUCCUGGCCAUUCUCACUCGCUGUCAGAUCAUCGUCUCAACACCAGAGGGAGCAGGGUCUCUACAGUGGACAGUGGGCUCCACCUCCAAGCCUGGCAAACCGAAGGGAAAAAAGAAAUUCUCCUCUAGACAGAAAUUUGACCAUCGUUUCCAGCCCCAGAACCCCCUGAGUGCAGCCCAGCCGUUCAGCCCCCGGGAGGUGGGGUCAGAGGAGGAGGAGCUGCGCCUGAGUGCCCACACCCUGCUGCUGCCCACUCGGGGCCAGCUAGAGGCCCGCAUGAUGGUAACGGCCUUUGAGGUGGGCCUGGACAACGUCACCGAGGACGCUGUCAGUAGCAUGGUCCAUGCUGUGGAGGUUCACUUGAAGGACGUCCUUACUGCUAUAGUGACCCGGAGGAAAGCUUACCGACUACGGGAUGGACAUUUCCCCUAUGCCUUUGGCAGUGAUGUCACACCUCAGCCCUACCUAAAAAACAGCUUGGCUGCCUAUCACAGUGUCACUGAAUGCCCCCCUCCAAGUGCUUCGCUCCCCGCAGGCCCACCCCCACAAGUGUCCCCAGACGAGGCUGAGCAACAAGCCGCCCUCCUCCUGGCCUGCUCCAGUGACAGCAUCCCUGCUCCCCUCCCUCCAAUCGGCAUGUUCGAUCUACUGGAAGCACUACAGGUUCACCGUGGCGUGAUGCCCUCUCACACCAUGUACGCCCUGAACAUGGAGCGCAUCCUGUCUCGGCUGUGGCACCCCAGCCACGAGGAGCUGGAGCAGGACCACGUGCACCGCCAGCGCCUCGCCAUCAAGGAGGGCCUGCUCAUCAGUUGAGACUCAGCCAGACCAGAUGUAUGUAGGAGAGGGAUGAAGGGCCUCUCUGGCCACUGAAGGUCUCUAGGUGGACAGAUUGAUAACUGAGGUGCAGCCAGUCAGACGAGAGUGAUGCUGUAUGAAGGAAAAGGGAGCAGUAGAGAAAGGGCCCUGUGUGGCUCCAUACUCUACAUCAGCCUUUCUUUAUCCUGGUCCUCGUGAUCCUCUGCCCUGCAAGUUUCCCCUCUUCCACACCUGAUUGAAAUAAAUGGCUCGUUAUCAGGCGUUUGCUGACCUUGUUAACAAUCCAUUAAUUUGAAACAGGUGUGAUGGAAGAGAGAAACAUGCAGGGAUGGGGUAACACUUUUGUUCUCUAACAAAAUGUUCCAGAAUACCCCUCAACAGUGAAAUCUAGCCUGAGCAGCAACCAAUUAUGUAAAUAUGUUUGUAUUAUUAUAAUUUUUUCACAAAGACGUUUGGAAAUAAAUCGGAUUACUUCUCCGUAAUAAUUUGCAUUGAACUGGUGAAUUACUCGUUUAAUAUAGUUAGUAUACAUUCAAUUGGUGAAUACUGAGUUUGCUAGGAUGGGAUAUACACAUUUGAUGGAACGUGUUAUAGAGGAAUUUAGCUUUUAGCUGUUUACGCAGGUUGUCGAAGAAUUGUCUUAAGAGUCCCACUUCUGGCAGCGCAGUAUUUUAGGCACACCCACUCGUCAUAGACUUCGCGAGUCCUCGGGAGAGCUCUCUUGCCAUAUUUGGCUUGCCUGCCGCUCAUUUCCGACACGAUGCUAUCCAAUCGCACGUCGUGCAUUCACGCCACCAGACGAUUACGCUACACUGGAGUGACUCAAUGGUCUAUCCGACCCUACUUCUGUCAACAAAUCCUGAAAUAAUGCACUCUCGACUUGAACAAUCAACCAAAG
Molecule: messenger RNA, 1951 nt
Organism: Hypomesus transpacificus
Lineage: Eukaryota; Metazoa; Chordata; Actinopteri; Osmeriformes; Osmeridae
Gene: tada1
Product: transcriptional adaptor 1
Exons: 8
Coding region: 49-1050 (333 amino acids)
Biological process (GO): regulation of transcription by RNA polymerase II
Cellular component (GO): SAGA complex
Molecular function (GO): transcription coactivator activity
Source: RefSeq, a predicted model, not a curated record